CCACUCACUCACUUCUGUCUCUGCGCUUGGAGAAACUAGAGAGAAAGAGAGAGAGAUGGAAUCAAUCGGAGUCCUGAUGAUGUGCCCCAUGUCCACCUACCUGGAGGACGAGCUUCAGAAGCGCUUCAACCUUGUUCGUUUCUGGACUUGUCCGGAGAAAUCAGUCCUUCUGGAAACUCAUCGGAACUCCAUCCGCGCCGUCGUUGGGAAUGCUUCUGCCGGCGCUGAUGCUCAACUCAUCAAUGAUCUUCCCAAGCUUGAGAUUGUCUCCAGCUUCAGCGUCGGCCUGGACAAGAUCGAUUUGGGGAAAUGCAAGGAAAAAGGGAUCCGCGUCACCAACACUCCCGACGUUCUCACCGAAGACGUCGCAGAUCUCGCGAUUGGGCUUAUCCUGGCUCUCCUCCGACGCUUGUGUGAGUGUGAUCGCUAUGUGAGGAGGGGCAAAUGGAAGACCGGUGAUUUCCAGCUCACUACUAAGUUUAGUGGAAAGUCCGUGGGCAUCAUUGGUCUAGGUAGGAUUGGGACUGCCAUCGCAAAGAGGGCUGAAGCCUUUAGCUGCCCUAUCAAUUACUACUCAAGAACAGUGAAGCCUGAUGUAGGCUACAAGUAUUAUCCAACGGUGGUUGAGCUUGCUGAAAACUCAGACAUCCUCGUGGUGGCAUGCCCAUUGACGGACGAGACCAGACACAUUGUGAAUCGGCAGGUGAUGGAUGCAUUGGGAGCAAAGGGUGUGCUGAUAAACAUAGGGCGUGGACCACAUGUUGAUGAGCAAGAGCUUGUGAAAGCUCUAACACAAGGCCGCCUAGGUGGGGCUGCGCUGGACGUGUUUGAGCAGGAGCCACACGUGCCCGAGGAGCUCUUUGCCCUUGAUAAUGUGGUUCUGCUCCCUCACGUUGGGAGUGGCACUGUGGAGACACGGAAUGCCAUGGCCGAUCUUGUGGUGGGUAACUUGGAAGCCCACUUUUCUGGUAGAUCACUUCUGACUCCGGUGGUCUGAGUGAUUUUCAAGGCCUUUUAUGUUUGGAUAAAUAAAAUAGGCAACUAAUGGAUUUAAACACUAGAGGGGAUGCUCUCUGUUUCAUGUCUCUAUUUCUUAUGUUUCUUUUCCCAAAGUAUUGGAGUAGAAUACAAGUGUGACACUUGGGGACAAAAAUAUGAUAGCGAUCUAAUCCCAGAAAUAUACUACUUAUAGACGACAUUAAUGUUGGUUUUCAAGUGAAG
Messenger RNA from Eutrema salsugineum, 1221 nucleotides. Its product is annotated as glyoxylate/hydroxypyruvate reductase A HPR2. Lineage: Eukaryota; Viridiplantae; Streptophyta; Magnoliopsida; Brassicales; Brassicaceae. The transcript has 2 exons. Gene Ontology annotation, molecular function: hydroxypyruvate reductase [NAD(P)H] activity; glyoxylate reductase (NADPH) activity; NAD binding. The coding region runs from base 56 to 997 and encodes 313 amino acids. Gene Ontology annotation, cellular component: cytosol. The record is from RefSeq and is a predicted model, not a curated record.